AGACGAGAGUCAGGAGUAGGACAAAAAGACGCCCAGUUUGCAGUAAAAUGCAAGAUAACCACCAAGAGAAUGAUUUGCUUUUCACUGUAAAAGAUGGGAUUAUCAGUCCGUUACAACGUAAUGGGAUCAUCUUUGUCAUCUUGCUCUUGUCUGGAUGUAGCUGCAUAUUUUCUGCUCUGCACUUAAGACCUUCAGAGUCAAUAGUUUCACUAACUCCAGUGGACAUGGAUCAAGAAAAGCUCCCAGAGGGUUUCCACGAAGAUCUGCAGGAGGUGAUGCAGAAACUUGAAUACCUUCUACCACCAGCGGAUCUGUUGCCCAACUUUGCUCUGGAGUCUCAAGGUGCCAGACUUGUGCACACGAUGACCUCAGGAGCAUUUGAGAGCAACAGACCAUGCAGAUUCUUUGGGAUGCCUUUACAAGAAGAACCUAUAGGCCCAAACAUUGUCAUUCAGGGAAGAACUCACCUGAAUCCUGGACAAUGCUGGGCCUUUGCAGGAUUCCCAGGACGUUUAUCCGUCCAACUGUCCCAUAAAGCUACUGUCACUCAUGUGUCGCUGGGUCAUAUUCCUAAGAUAAUAUCCCCAUCUUCCAGAAUCUCCAGUGCUCCGAGGGAAUUCUCUGUCUAUGUAAGUCAAGCAACACCACAUGUAUCACAUAUGUGUCCACCUAUACUGUGGAUGAAGGGGCUUUAA
Xiphophorus maculatus (southern platyfish) is the source of this 695-nucleotide messenger RNA. Its product is annotated as SUN domain-containing protein 5-like. NCBI's taxonomy places the organism in Eukaryota, Metazoa, Chordata, Actinopteri, Cyprinodontiformes, Poeciliidae. The transcript is spliced from 6 exons. Bases 48 to 695 code for a protein of 215 amino acids. Gene Ontology annotation, biological process: nuclear envelope organization. The record is from RefSeq and is a predicted model, not a curated record. Gene Ontology annotation, cellular component: nuclear envelope; meiotic nuclear membrane microtubule tethering complex. Gene Ontology annotation, molecular function: protein-membrane adaptor activity.